GGGCUCCUGCUUCAAGUUUGCACCCGCGGAGGGCAUCAUUGCACCGGGUGGGAUCCAGACUAUUCAGAUCUCCUUCAAUGCCACUGUGUUGGGGUGCUUUGAGGAACGAUUCCAGUUCAGUGUGGCUGGAUCUCCUACGCCUGUGAUCCUGACCAUCAAGGGGCAUGUCACCGGACCGACUUUACACUUUGACGUCGAUCAGCUCGACUUUGGUGACAUCUCCUUUGAGAGCAAGCCCAUAAAGCCUUUCCUGCUUCUCCACCAUGGGCAAUUGACAGAGUUUGAUGUAAUUUUCAAACCCACCCUGGCUCAACGUCUGGAAGGGAAGAUUCGUGUGUUAGUGGGGGACAAAUACUCUAACAAGACCCUAACAGAGCUGGUGGGUGAAGGCCACAAGGAUGAAUUCACCCUCGAUGGACUAGAGAAGGAGGACAGGAAUGCUAAGAGGAGUCUGGAGAAAGACAUCAUUGAUGCUGUCAGGGUGAAUCACAUCCAGUUUGGGGACUGUCCUAUCGGAGAGCCCUGCCACAGGACCUUCACCAUCACCAACGACACCUGUGUGAAGGUCAUACACUUUGAGGGGGAGGCAAACGCCCCAUUGCUGUUCUCCCCCAAGGUGGAACAUCUCCAUCCCGGCUGUGCCAAGGGCAUCACAGAAAUGCCAGUGACCUUGAAAUCAGAUGUCCCAGCCACCCUCAGGAGGGACCCUGUGAAAUGUAAGGUGACCAAGAUCAACUUUGAGCAGCCACAAGAGAAGGUUCAGGAUGGGGACGACCAAACGUGCAUUGGCACAUGCAAGGAUACCACCACCAGGAAAGACUCAGCAGCCCACCGGCCUGUAAAACAGAAGACGCUUCCCUCUAAAUUCCAGAGGGAGAAGUUUCUCAACGAAAAGAAUCAAGCCCGUACUGGGGGUAGUAUUCCGCCCAGAAUUCCAGACAUGAGUGACACUGGUCAAAAGCUGACUCCCUCUGCCUUCCAGAAGGAGAUGUCUCUCACCACCAAGCAGAGGCUGGCCAGAGCUAAGAAGCUGACUCUGCCUCAGAUUGUCCAGCCUCAAGCCAAACAUGAGACCUCCCAUCACAAGUCCUCGGCAACUGACCCAGAGCAGAGCUCAUUUCAGCCUUGCCCACCAGAGGUGGUGUUUCAGAACUACAGCCCUGGUCAGGUCUGUGAAAUACCAGUGCUUCUGAGGAACAGGGACAAGGUUCCUCAUCUGCUGAAGGUCACCCUGGAGAGCUUACCUUAUUUCAAGCUGGUAGGCCCCAAUGAUGUGUACCGCAAGGUGCCACCAGGCCUCUACACCACUGUCCGCAUCCUCUUCACCCCUGCAGAGAACAAGGAUUAUUUCCACAAGCUGGUCUGCAUCACUGAAAGGGAAGAGUUCAUUGUGCCAAUUCGGGCCAUUGGUGCCCGAGCCAUCCUGGACUUCCCUGACCAGCUGGACUUCUCGGAGUGUCCGGUCAAGUACAGCACCCAGAAGACUCUGCUGGUUCGCAACAUCGGUAACCGGGCAGCUCAUUACCAGCUGAGCACCCAGAGCCCUUUCUCUGUCAUUCCGGCCAUGGGAGCUCUGGACAUCGGCGACGCCAUGCAGGUGACAGUGGGAUAUGAGCCACUGAAGGCCGGUGACUGUUCCACGUCCCUUGUCGUGCACUACGACACAGGGGAAGACACCUACACAAGCCUUCAUGGGAGAGCUGUGGAUGUCGCCAUUGGGCUGGACAGGAACAGUGUCACAUUUGGGGAGACCUACAUCACACUGUCCAAGAGGACAACUGUGCGCAUCCACAACCUGAGUGAUAUCACAGCCCGCUUCCAGUGGAAGGCUGUUGAUACUCAGGGAGAGGAGGAGCUGAAGCUGAGCUGCGGGGUUUGUCUCUCCUGUGGCUGCAGGCGGUAUCAAAGGCUGUGUCAGCUGGAAAAGGAGGCGUUCCGUGACCUGGAGGCGUGCGGAGUGGACACCACUCGCCGAGAACUCUUUCCUAAUCUCACCCGCAGGCUGCAGAGUGAGAAGGCAAAGGUGAAAGGAGAUCCCAUGCUGUUCAAAAAUGAUAUUUUCUCCAUUGAGCCAAAGGAGGGCGAGAUCAGGCCGAAUUGUUGGGCUGAAAUCAGCGUGUUCUUUAAGCCCCGGGAAGCCCGGGUCUAUGAGCAAGCAGGUUACUGUGACAUCUCAGGCCGUGAGAAGAGGCUGCCCCUGCACCUCAUAGGGGAAGGCCUCGGGCCCAGGCUCCUCUUCAAGUACAAGGAACUGGACAUCGGGGAGGUUUUUCUCACAGCAAACCUCAGAUAUAAGACGAUCCUGUUAAACAGAGGGCUUAUUGCGGCUCCCUUCAGCCUCGUCCCUCCGACCACAGCCAUGGGCUCCUGCUUCACCUUCCUGACCCAGGAGGGCAUUGUGGCACCGAAUGGGCUCCAGGCCAUCUGGAUCUCCUUCCGUCCCACCAUCCUGGGGGCGUUUGAGGAACGAUUCCAGUUCAGUGUGGCUGGAUCUCCUACACCUGCCAACCUGACCAUCAAGGGUUUUGUGAUGGCACCGACUUUACGUUUUGAUGUGCCCACCCUCCACUUCGGUGACGUCUCCUAUGGUUUUCCUCGCACCUUGAAGUGUCGCCUGUUCAACACCUCCCUGGUACCCCUGGACGUCAACCUCCACAUUCCUGGGGACGGCUCCGGACAGCCCAGUGUUGAAAGCACUGAUCAGAUGCUCAGACUAAGUAGCCAGUCUUGGAGGAAGGAAGCUCGAGGGGUUAUGAAGCCGAGGGAAUUUGCCAUAAGUCCCUGCAGAGUCGGUGUCCCUGCCCAGGGAUCUGCGGAUAUCCAAGUCGCCCUGUGUUCCAACACCGUCGGAGACUACAAGCUGGAGCUGGUGGUGGACGUGGAUGGUGUUGGCAAGAAUGUGCUGGCACUGACCCUCACAGCCAGAUGCAUCGUUCCUCCCCUGCGAGUGCUCAACCCUGCAGUGUGGUUCGACCACUGCUGUCUCCAGACCCCCUACACGGAGAAGCUGACCCUUGUGAAUGACAGCGACUUUCCUGGCUGCUACUGUCUUCUCCCUCAGGAAGACAAAGAGAAGGCGGCUGCAUGGUACUCCAGCUCUGUGCCAUCUGGGAUUAUCGAAGCUCACAGCUCAGUGGAGAUCCCAAUUACACUUGAGGCCCAGUUGGUGGGAGAGUGCAACGUCCCUGCUGAGCUCGCCGUGUUUGGGAGAGAAGGAUCCCCACUGGAGAUAAAUUUUGGCAAAAUCCCAGUCCUACGAGACCGUUCCAAAAGUCUCCAUCUCUCCAAUCAGAGUGGCAUUCCUGCAGCCUUCUGGGCAAAGAUGGCUGGGAAACGCUCAUGCUGGAGGAUUGUACACAGCAAAGGAGUGAUCCCCCCUGACUGUGAUCUGGAUCUGACUGUCAUAGCCAAUGUGAACAGCACCGGAAAACUCCAGGACAAGGUGAAGGUGUUCAUUGAGAACAGCCUUACGAUCAUCGUCCCAGUCCAGGCUGUGGGCACGCGCACCACAAUUGUCAGCAACAAGCCCCUCGGUCCAAAGCUCGACUUGGGAUCCCACUUCAGCUUCUCUCCCUGCCGUUAUGAGUUCCAGCUGACAAACAAAGGACGCCACUUACAUCAGCUCUACUGGCGCACAGAAGGUUUCCACAUCUUGCGGCAGAGUUCUUGUCGCCCUGCCCUCGGUGGCACCAAGAGCAAAGGUGCUUCCCAGAGCCCCAGGCCCGGCCACCCCGUGUUUAAGCUCCAGCCGCCGCAGAUAGACCUGAGGCCAGGCCAGACUGUGGACAUGGUGCUGGAAGGCUGCUCCAGCACUGUCCAGGAGGUGGAGGAGCGGCUGCUGUGUCAUGCUAGGGUGGAGAAAGAGAAAACAAAACAGAUCAUGCAAGUGGAUGUCACCUGCAAGUUCAUUCGCCCCGUUGUGCAGAUCUCUUCCAGAGCAAUCACUUUCCGUGUGGAAAAGGUAAGUCUCCAGAUUGCAUGCUGGCAUUUAAAGGUGUAA
This is a messenger RNA of Hirundo rustica (Barn swallow), 4000 nucleotides long. Its product is annotated as hydrocephalus-inducing protein homolog. Gene Ontology annotation, biological process: axonemal central apparatus assembly; cilium movement. The coding region runs from base 659 to 4000 and encodes 1113 amino acids. The record is from RefSeq and is a predicted model, not a curated record. Gene Ontology annotation, cellular component: axoneme. Lineage: Eukaryota; Metazoa; Chordata; Aves; Passeriformes; Hirundinidae. The transcript is spliced from 25 exons.